AUGACUUCUACACAGCAAGACCAUAUUGUUCUUCUUGUCGACAGCCAUUUCUUCGAAAACCUCCCUGCCUGGGUCACCGACAACUUCACCGUCACUCCGGGAGGCUACCACGAUGGCCAGCCCUCUCGGAACAAACUCGUCAUCUUCGCCGACGGCAGCUACCUGGAGUUCUUCAACUGGUACGACAAGCCACCGUCCCUCGACGCUGAGAACCUGCCGAUGAGAUUUUGGGGGCCUAAAUCCCCGGGCUUGAUCGACUUUGCAAUCACCGACACCACCCACUCCGCCGAGGAAUCAGUGGACACGGUCAACGAACGCUUGUCCUCGAGCCACGAACAAGACGCCGGGCUCGGUAUCAAGUUCGGCAAGCCUGUUGCGGGCUCGCGUAAGAAAGCCAACGGCGUCGAGAUCAAGUGGAAGGUCACCCGCCCAGAGUUCUCCCAGGGAAAAAACACGCCCGGUGACGAGCUCUUCGCUAACGGCCGAAUCGACGUCCCCUUUUUCUGCCACGACGUCACUCCGCGAACAGACCGCGUGCCCAGUCUGGACGAGCAGAAGACGACGCACCCUUGUGGCGCCAUUGGCAUAGCCGCCUGCGAGAUCCUGGUCCCAGCUCGUCUGCUGACCGAAUACGCGCGAGUCUAUUCCAAGAUCCUAGGCUCUGAACUGGAACCAGUCACCGGCCAGAACUCGUAUACCCUCGACAUUGGUGUGCCUCAAGGAUCUGUCCAUUCCAAAGUGGUAGUGCGUGCUGCCGAGACUGAGCGAGACAUCCAGCGCAUGCAAGGGAGGGGCAUUGGCUUCUCUGAUCUUGUCAUCGCCGUCAAGUCCGCUAACCCCGGCGGCGAGACGAGGUGGCCAUUGGGCUCCAGUGGUAUCGAGCACACAGUCUGGUUAGAUAGUAGCACAGCGAGUACCAGGUAG
This is a messenger RNA of Aspergillus versicolor CBS 583.65, 924 nucleotides long. RefSeq names its product VOC family protein. Lineage: Eukaryota; Fungi; Ascomycota; Eurotiomycetes; Eurotiales; Aspergillaceae. Bases 1 to 924 code for a protein of 307 amino acids. The record is from RefSeq and is a predicted model, not a curated record. The transcript has a single exon.